Chironomus riparius is the source of this 1747-nucleotide messenger RNA. Lineage: Eukaryota; Metazoa; Arthropoda; Insecta; Diptera; Chironomidae. The record is from the annotation of a GenBank genome assembly.
AAAAAGUCAGUUGAUGCACAAACUAGCAGCGAAAAAUGAGUGUUAAAACCUCAUUCUUAAUUUUUACGUUAUUUUUAAUAAAAUCCACAACAUCCGUCGAAGAAUCAUGUCAAAUGAAGCAAGAUGUUUUAAAGGAACAAUAUGAGACCUUACUGCAGACAUUUAGUUUAACAGCACCAAGUCCAUCGCCAUCAAAAUGUGCAGAAUAUCUUGAUGAAUUUUACAAAACAGUUGAUGAAAUCAACGAAGACAGCUUUAUAGAUCAAAUUAAAGGCGAUGAUUUUGUGGAAGCAAGGAAGCAGUACGAAGCUGAUCGAGAUUACAUGGAAAACAGCUUUGAAAACACAAAAGCAUACCUUAAAGAACAAUUCGAAGCUCAAGAACAAGACCUUUCCAGUAAAAUUGCAUUCGCAAGCAGUGAAAUCGACAGGAUAACAACAGCUGAGCAAAAAUCAAUUAAGCAGCAUCAGGAAAUGGUCAAGACAUACAACAAGUGUGGAUAUCAACCUGAUGAUGUAUAUAACGUGUCCAGAAAAUCAAAAUCAUCUUUCAUGAGCAGCAGACGUCUUAAAUUCUCAGAUGAGCCAACAGUCAUGUGUGACGUCCCUGCUCAAUGGUUCCUGGACUUGAAAAAGCUAAUGGAUGAAAAGGUUUACUCACCAGACAAGUUGCUUCCUACAGAUGAUUGCAAUAAGAAACGAAAAUGGUUCUUGAGUGCCAAUUCAAUCUUUCAAGAAGCUAUAGACCAAAUUGCAGCAAGCUACGACAUCGAAACAUACAAAGCCACACUGGAAAAGCGCCUGACGGACAGGAAACGGGAAAUUGAUGACACAAUCAAUCAGAUGAAAAAAGAUAAUGAACGGAAAAUUCAGCAAGACACAGACUUUUUACAGACAAAAAAUGCUGAGCUGCAAGUUGUGACUUCACAUUUUGAAGGUGUCAAAAAGCAGCAAGAUGAUGAAAUUGAAGCUUUAGCUGUAAAACUUAUGGGAUGCAGUCGCUAUGAAUUGAUGAAUGACAUGAUUGACGAGGUCGACGAGAAAGACUUUAUGAAAACAAUUUUUAUCAAGACUUAUGAAAGUUCCACUAAUAAUGACAAAGCAGAGAACUUGAUGCUGUUUUUAGGAACUCUUAAGGAUCUUUGCAGGAGGUUUGAGGGCUACAUUAUCCUCUAUUAUGAGAUAGUCUCGCAGAAAGAUCAAGAAAGUCCAACAAUGAUCGAGAUUGUCAAUCAAAUCAGAAACUUAAGACAGCCAGGAGCUACUUGUGGUGUUGAGUACGAUCAAAAUGAUUUCCUAAGUCCAACUCUAGAAGCUGAUCCAAUAGUCAAUAAAAUCCUUGCUACUUUAUCAGACAGCAUCAAAGUUGGGAACUAUGACAAGACCAUAACCUUCAAUUAUGACUAUACUUACACUUUUCAACAGAUCCUCUCAACUUUGGUGUCUAAAAGCUACACAGGAGGUAAUUUGGAUAAUUUACUAAGAUUCACGGAUGAGCUUUACUGGCUGGUUAAUAAAUAUGAUGUGCUAAGUCAGAUGUUGGACAUAAGUGCACCAACUAAUGAUAAAGAUAAGAAAAAGUUCAAAGACUUGGUCGAUAAAAUAGCUAAAUCAGAUGCACUGAAUCAUGAGGAUACGGAUCGAUUGAUAGGAUUGAGGGAGAAGAUGAAGAGAUAUGGAAUUAAAUGAGAGUUGCUUAAUUUUGACUGUCAACUUUUUGAAUAAAAAAAAUAUUUUUUUUAAAUUAA